GCGGGCUGCAGGCAGGAGACAGCACACCCCGGUUUGCUGCCCCUGCUCAAGACUAGCUGGCUUCUCAGCCCGGGCCCCACCUUUAGCAUCGGUCUUCCUGCGCCUGGACCUAGACCCAGGCCUUCCGCUCGCCAGGACCACAGGCGCGUGAGCAUAAGCCCCCGACACUAGGCGUCCCUUCACAAUUCAGCUCGCUGCUCCCAGAGCCGCAUGGGAAAUGGUCCUAUAAAACCGGUUGGUGGCCCAAGGCCCAUCCUCACAACCCAGCUGUUCCACGGCCCAAAAAAGAGAAGCACCUUUCCAGGAGCCAGCAGGGAGGAGGACGUGGCUCCUCAACUGAGGGUCCUGUCAUGUGCCACGUGCCCCCACUCUAGCAAGCUCCAAGACCCACCCUCAGCCACCGGGGCAGCGGCUACACAAAGCUGUGCUCGCGUUUUCCUGUGGCGGUUGGGUCCCGGGAUGGGGACCACAGCACGGGUUCCAGGGACAGGACUAGACUUCAUGUGGGGUCACACAAGGACACUGCACCUAGUCUUGGGGGCACAAGCCUCACACUCUGGACUCAGCUCUUGGAUGUUCCUGAGGAGAGCCCGCGCGGACAAGCAGAAUCGCCUUCCCAGAGCCUGUGCCCCUUCCAGCCUGGGCUUGGCUACCUGGGCCCGGGGCCUCCCACCGUCAUGUCCCCAAGCCCACACCCCAGGAGGCACAUCCCAUCCGGGCUGGACUAUUCGGAGGCCCCGCUGGAGACCGCAGCUUCGCGGUCCGCGGCCGGUCCCCCGGGAGAUGGCCCCGGGGGCGCCCACGCUGCUGCUGCUGUGGCUGCUGUGGCUCCCCGGCUGCCCGCCCCGCGCUGCCGCCUGCCCGGCCGCCUGCCGCUGCUACAGCGCCACGGUGGAGUGCGGCGCCCUGCGGCUGCGCGGCGUCCCGCCUGGAAUCCCACCCGGGACGCAGACGCUGUUCCUGCAGGACAACAGUAUCGCGCGCCUGGACCCAGGCGUCCUGGCGCCUCUCGCCGCCCUGCGCCGCCUCUACCUGCACAACAACAGCCUGCGCGCCCUGGAGCCCGGCGCCUUCCGCGCGCAGUCCCGCCUGCUGGAGCUGGCGCUCACCGGGAACCGGCUGCGCGGCCUGCGAGUCGGCGCCUUCGCGGGCCUGGCUCAGCUGCGUGCGCUCUACCUGGCGGGUAACCAGCUGGGGCAGCUGCUGGACUUCACCUUCCUGCACCUGCCGCGACUGCAGGAGCUGCACCUGCAGGACAACAGCAUUGAGCUGCUGGAGGACCAAGCCCUGGCGGGGCUCUCCUCACUGGCGCUGCUGGACCUCAGCAGGAACCACCUGGGCACCCUCAGCCGCGAGGCCCUCCGGCCCCUGGCCAGCCUGCAGGUCCUGCGCCUCACAGAGAACCCCUGGCGCUGCGACUGCGCCCUGCACUGGCUGGGAGCCUGGAUCAAGGAGGGCGGCCAGCGGCUGCUCAGCUCCAGGGACAAGAAGAUCGUGUGCGCCGAGCCCCCGCGCCUGGCGCUGCAGAGCCUCCUGGACGUUUCCGGCAGCAGCCUCAUCUGCAUCCCGCCCUCGGUGCACGUGGAGCCGCUCGAGGUGACGGCCAACCUGGGCGAGGACCUGCGGGUGGCCUGCCAGGCUUCGGGCUACCCGCAGCCCCUGGUCACCUGGAGAAAGGUGGCGCAGCCGCGCGACGGGCAGAUGCGAGGGCAGGCGCAGGCGGAGGGCGGGGCGUCGCGCCCCGGGGGCCCCGGCGGCCCCGGCGGCCCCGACACGGGCAGCGGCAUGCUGUUCCUCAGCAACAUCACGCUGGCCCACGCCGGCAAAUACGAGUGCGAGGCCUCCAACGCCGGCGGCGCCGCCCGCGUGCCCUUCCAGCUCCUGGUCAACCUGUCCCGGCCGCAGCCGCCGCAGCCCGCGCCGCCGCCGCCCCUGCCCGCCGGGCCCGUCAGCCACCAGCCGCUGCAGGAGACGGGCAGCAUGGCCUUCCGCGCCCUGGGCCUAGCCACGCAGACGGCCGUGGCGGCCGCCAUCGCGCUGCUGGCGCUCACGGCGCUGCUCCUGGCCGCCAUGAUCUGCCGCCGGCGCCGCAAGCGGAAAAAGGCGCCGGGGCCGCCGGGCGAGGGCGCGCUCUUCGUCAACGACUACUCGGACGGGCCGUGCACCUUCGCGCAGCUCGAGGAGCUCCGCGACGAGCGAGGCCACGAAAUGUUCGUCAUCGACCGCUCCAAGCCGCUCUUCGCCGACGCCCCGACGGAGGCGGCCGGCGGCACGGGGCCUGGGCUCCCGCUACAGCCGCCCACAGCCUACGAGAUCCACUGCUGAGCGGCCGGGCCGAGGGGCGGGCGGGCGCUGAUGACGUAAGCCGCGCGGAUUGGUCGGCCGGCGGGCUCGGCCCGCGCAUGCUCCGGCGCGCUCAGUAAAGGGUCGAAGCUG
Molecule: messenger RNA, 2436 nt
Organism: Nyctereutes procyonoides (raccoon dog)
Lineage: Eukaryota; Metazoa; Chordata; Mammalia; Carnivora; Canidae
Gene: LRRC24
Product: leucine rich repeat containing 24
Molecular function (GO): protein binding
Source: RefSeq, a predicted model, not a curated record